AGCUGGGCCGUUCUCACUUGGCUCAAUUUCACACGUACAAUGGCCUCUUCUUCAGCUUUACCUGAGCGUGAUACGCUCACACAGCGUGGCGCCAAGACCAGUUCUGUGGGCGACUCUACGAACUCCAACCUCGUGUCGAAUAACCAUGCCGAUCUUGAUUUGAAUCCUCGCGCGGGUACCCUCGCCGACCUCCAACCAGACUUUGUCCUCUCGGUGCUCUACAGCAACGACAACGGCACGGUUACGGCCGCGGCCACCGCGGACUUCGAGCGUUUGCUCACAACGCUCGACGGCCUCGGCUUCCAGUUCCAGGUGAAACCUGGCUCCGCGCAGACGGUGCUCGUGUUCAUUCGCCUCGCACCGCAGGCUUUGCACGCGGCAGUCGCAGCUGCGCGUACCCACGACCUCGCGGCGGGUGUUGCGUCCUUCACGUACCCGGCCGAACCCUCGGCCAGCGAGCGGUUGCGCGUCGCUCGCGGCUUGAUCACCGCCGCCGGGAUAACGCCGGGCGUCGGCAACUGGAACUUUGUGCGCUGCUUAACGGCGCUCCACGACACGGCCGCAAACUACCGUGUGCUUGUCGGUUGGGCGCAUGGCGCGCGUGCGUUCUUCAGCGCCACCGACGCGCAGUGCGAGCACGUACGCGACGCGUACGGCCCGGCACUCGCGUUGUACUUCUACUUCGCGCGCCACUUCAUCACGUGGCUUGGGCCCUUGGCCCUUGUGGGUGCGGCCAACCACCUCCUCGUGGGCCGCUACUCGCCCCUUUUUGCACUCACGACCCUCGUUUGGUCUGUCGCGUUUUACCACUCCUGGCGGCAAAGACUGCAAAACCUCACUGCCCGGUGGGGAAUUAUUGGUAACGACGCCACCCCGCUCCCUGCUUCCCCAUCGACUCUUGCUGACUCCACCUCCUUCUCCGAUGUCGCCGUUAGACAGCUUGCGAUUGUGCCCCUCGCGCUUUCCGUUACCUUCAUCCUCUUUUCCUACCAGCUUCUCUGCUUUGCCACCGAGAUCUUCCUCACCCAGGUUUACGCCGGACCGCUUCAGCGGUACCUCUCGCUCAUCCCUACCGGGAUGAUCGUCGUGUUUGUCCCCGUGCUUAAUCUCUUCUACGGUAAGGUCAUCGACGCGGUGUGUGGGUGGGAGGGCCACACCACCGUGGAAGGCCUCCGUGCCUCCAAGGCACACAAGCAGUUUGUCGUUACUUUCCUCACGUCGUACGUGCCGUUGCUUCUCUCGGCAUUCCUCUACCUUCCGUUUGCCCACCACGUCGGUGCGCACCUUGCGAGUGCGCAGCGCCUCGUGCCCACGCUCCUCUCCACUAGGCUCGGCGUGUCCAUCACGCCUCAGUUCACCGUCAAUGCGGCGCGCUUGGCCACGCAGUACCACUACUUCCUCUUCACCAAUAACGUGGUCGGUUUCGCUACGCUGUUCUUUCUUCCCAUCGUUGUGCGCCAUGCCUUGCCUAAGGCCAAGACCUUGGCGUCGGGUGAGCCUGCCGUGUUUGAUGACGGUGUGGACGCGGAGUACCUCGCGGAUGUACGCGCACAGAUCGAGCUCCGCGCGUACGACGUAUCCGAGGACUACACCCAGACGGUUGUCCAGUUUGGCUACCUCGUGAUGUACGCGCCGGUCUGGUCGCUCUCUCCGCUUUUUGUGCUCGUGUUUGCGCUCUUCCAGUUCAAGGGUGACUUGUUCAAGGUCAUGACCCAGGUUCGUCGCCCGCUCCCGGAGCGCGUCGUUUCCAGCGCGCCAUAUGAUUCCUACGUGAUUUUGCUCGCGUGGGUUGGUUCUAUCACCUCCACCGCGAUCACCGCUAUGUACCGUGUGCCGCCAAAGGUUGCGUACGCGCAGCCGUUCACCGCGAACGAGCACACGAGCUUGUACACCCGUGGCGCUGCGAACGUAGGAAUCGCGCCCUGGAAGCUUGCACUCGUGGUCUUUGCGGUCGAGCACGUCUUCUUUGGACUCAAUGUGUUUUUCAGAGCCGUCUACGCGCACUUCCGUCCGCAGGACGCCGUAGACUUGGAGCGCCGCGUAACCGUCGCGCGCGCAGAAUUUGUCCAGGCGCACAAGCGUGAUUUAGUGCAUGAGAACGUCGACGACUCGUCUCUCGAUAGCUCUUGGCUUAGUGCCGCUGAUGCUGCUGCUGCUGCUAAGGCUGAUUAUUUAAUACGUUCCAGACUAAAAUGACUGUAGAAGGGAUGUGAUUUCAGUGGAACCAUCGUUCUCUCGAGAGGUGACGGUUUUAUAGGAUCCGUGUAAAACCAGGAUGGAGUGCUGAGGAUUUCAAAACAGGAAGAGGCCGUCUAGUAACGGCAGAUUGACUUGAGAUAAAAAAAAAGGGUAAUUAGAUUCAGGUGCGGUUUCUUUAUUGAGAGAAUAUAUGGAGCUUAUUGAAUGAGAGGUAGAAUAGCUUUACGGAACAAAGAGUCCCAGGCAUCUGAAUUGAGAUUCCCAAUUGACGAAAC
Babjeviella inositovora NRRL Y-12698 is the source of this 2474-nucleotide messenger RNA. It is a transcript of the gene IST2, whose product is annotated as Ist2p. Gene Ontology annotation, cellular component: cortical endoplasmic reticulum. Lineage: Eukaryota; Fungi; Ascomycota; Pichiomycetes; Serinales. Gene Ontology annotation, molecular function: chloride channel activity. The record is from RefSeq and is a predicted model, not a curated record. The transcript is spliced from 2 exons. Bases 40 to 2196 code for a protein of 718 amino acids. Gene Ontology annotation, biological process: chloride transmembrane transport.